Messenger RNA from Lates calcarifer (barramundi perch), 729 nucleotides. RefSeq names its product CMP-N-acetylneuraminate-beta-galactosamide-alpha-2,3-sialyltransferase 1-like. The record is from RefSeq and is a predicted model, not a curated record. NCBI's taxonomy places the organism in Eukaryota, Metazoa, Chordata, Actinopteri, Centropomidae. Gene Ontology annotation, molecular function: beta-galactoside (CMP) alpha-2,3-sialyltransferase activity.
GGUUUACAGGCCGAAAAACGCAACUUCGAUUCCUACAGUACAACAGUGAACACCCUGUUUAAAAUGUUUCCCACCCAGUCCAUCCUCAUAGAGCCAAGCCCUGGUCAUUGUAGAACUUGUGCUGUGGUGGGAAAUUCUGGUAAUUUGCUGGGAUCACAUUAUGGACCUCUGAUAGAUUUCAAUGAUGUCAUCAUAAGAAUGAACAAUGGCCCUACCAAAGGUUAUGAAGCAGAUGUUGGGAAAAGAACAACUCAUCAUAUUGUAUAUCCAGAGAGUGCCUCGGACUUAGAUAACACCACUCAUCUUGUGUUGGUUCCAUUCAAGAUACAGGACCUUGAAUGGCUCAUUAAAGCCCUCACUACAGGAUUUUUUGGAACGUCAUACAUGCCAGUAAAAUCAAAGAUCAAAGCUAACAAGGAUCUGGUGAUGGUGGUCAAUCCAGCGUUCAUGAGAUAUGUUCAUGACACAUGGCUGGAGAAAAAGGGCAGGUAUCCAUCCACUGGCUUUAUGACUUUGGUUAUUGCCCUGCAUAUUUGUGAUGAGGUCCAUGUGUUUGGUUAUGGAGCAGACAAAGAUGGAAACUGGAGUCAUUACUUGGAAAAACUACAAGACCGAAAGUUAAAAACAGGAGUACAUCCUGGAGGUCAUGAGUAUUCAAUUAUCCAGCAGCUAGCUGAGCAACAAAAAACUCAAGUUUUAUACUGGAUGGUGAUCAUCUGUCAACAUUAA